Molecule: messenger RNA, 1479 nt
Organism: Fusarium graminearum PH-1
Lineage: Eukaryota; Fungi; Ascomycota; Sordariomycetes; Hypocreales; Nectriaceae
Exons: 9
Coding region: 1-1479 (492 amino acids)
Biological process (GO): carbohydrate transport; transmembrane transport
Cellular component (GO): membrane
Molecular function (GO): carbohydrate:proton symporter activity
Source: RefSeq, a predicted model, not a curated record
AUGGGGAAAGCCUAUAACAUCGGCCUGGCUUGUUUUGCAGCCAUCGGGUCCUUUCUCUUCGGUUAUGACUCUGGUGUCAUGACUGAUGUCAUCGCCUCGAAGCACUUCCAGGACUAUUUCGAUACUACAUCUACUUCUUCCAUCAUAGGUGCUAUCAACUCUACAUUCAGCGGAGGGGCUGUAUUCGGAGCAUUGUUUGGAGGAGUCAUUAUGGACAGGUUCGGCCGAAGGAAGACUAUCGGUAUUGGUGCCUUCAUUUGCACAAUCGGUGCAAUCCUUCAAGCUGCUGCGUAUCAUCUUGCUAUGAUGUUGGUUGGACGAAUCAUUGCUGGCUUCUCUGUUGGCUUACUCUCUAUGAGUGUCCCGGUAUAUCAAUCGGAGUGUGCAAGCCCCAAGAACCGUGGUCUCAUUGUUGGACUUGCCCAGCAAAUGAUCGGAGUCGGCUUCAUCGUGUCUACAUGGGUUGGAUAUGGCAGUCAUCACAUGCCAGAUACUUCGUCCUUCCAAUGGCGGUUCCCUCUUGCAUUCCAGGCAUUACCUUCUGUUUUGCUGUGCUUGGGCAUGCUCUGGCUUCCGGAGACUCCUCGUCAUCUCAUUGCUACUGAUCAGUUAGACGACGGCAUGAGAACACUCCUAAAGCUACACUUUGACGGCUCAAAUGAGGAAUGGAUCAAGUCCGAAUUUAAUGAGAUUAAACUCACUAUCGAUGCUGAGAAAUUAGCUACUGCACCAGGCUGGUUGAUUAUGUUCAAGGUACCGCAGUGGCGGAAGAGACUCAUGCUCGGGACCUUGGUUCAAGUAUUCACUCAGUUCACUGGAAUCAAUGUGAUUGGAUAUUAUCAAACCAUCAUGUAUGAGAGUCUCGGAAUCACUGGCAAGACUAAUCUACUUGUCGCUGGAAUCUACAAUUGCACCGGCCCUCUUGCAAAUUUGGUCUUUAUUACUCUGAUCUCAGAUAGGAUCGGCCGCAAACGACCUCUUAUUUAUGGUAUCGUUGCCAUCUCCAUCGCUUUAGUCUUGGAGAGCGUUGUCAACAGCCAAAAUGUCGACGGCACCCACCAUGGCCUCAGCAUCGCUGGUGUUGCUUUCUUAUUUUGUGUUACGGUCAUUUUCUCUUUGUCUUUUGGUCCCGUCAGCUGGACUUAUAUGGCCGAGAUCAUGCCCUACCAGAUAAGAAGUAAGGGGUGUGCUUUUGCUACUGGUAUCGGCAACUGGCUUGUUUCUACCUUCUGGAACCAAGUCAGUCCCUUGGCACUCAAGGAGCUAGGCUGGAAGUUUUACUUUCUCUUCGUUGCGUUCAACAUUGUUGUUACUCUGCCCACUCUUAUCUUCGCUUUUCGCGAGACAAAGGGGUUAUCUCUAGAGGAGAUUGAUCUUUUGUUUGGAGGCCGAGCAUUGGGAAACCUCCCAGCUGAUAUCGAAAAGGAUGGCGGUGCCGUUGCUGUAACUAACUCGCGCGACGAGAGGCCUGACCGCUAA